AUUUAAUCUCUCACUUAUUUUUUAGAAUACUCAAACUUAUAACAAAAAAUGAAAGAAGAAGAAAACAAUAUAAUAAAAUAAGUAUAAUAACACAAAUAAUAGAUAUAGGAAGAACAUUAAUUGUAUUUUUAACAUUACAUGAUUCCAUUAAAUUAUACCUCUAUACCUAACUAAAUAGAGCACUACCAAUCCACACUCUAAUUCUUAUCUGAAGAGAAUCAUCAUUUACGUAAACUACUCAACCUUAAUUAAUAAUAAUAAAUAAUCUAAUUGACUAAAGAAUAACUUCAAGAGGAAGUGUAUAAAAUGAUUGAUUUCCUCAUGAAAAAUCUUAAUUACUUAUCUAAAGAAUAGAUUUUCACUUAUUAAAAAACAUUUCGUUAUUGGUCCUAAAAAAAGGCACUUAAAUAUAUUUUCUUCUAGAUCUUUACUAGAUACUUACAAGUAUAAAAAAUGUAACUUUAUGUGUAGGCUGUGAAGACAAGAGAAGAAAUGAUUAAGUUUAUUAUUCGUAAAAGUAUGAAGUACCAAAAAUAAACUCAAAACAAGGAAUAAUUAAAAGAGAAAAAAGAAAUGAAGAAAAUGAAUAAUGCAUUCGUCAAGCAAUUAUUUCAAAAUACUUCCUAUUUAUAACAUUAUUAAAACUUUCUAAGUAUUAAUUUUACAUCCGAUUUAAUUAGAUCAAUAUCUAUAAUUGGCAUUAAAUGAGAAUUAAUAAAAGAUUAAGAAAUAUGUAGCAUAUAUUGUGGAGUUGAUAUUAUCUGAUUAAAUACAUGUAAGAUUUAGAAUUAAUAUAUUUAAGCAAGUAUUGGACUAUAAGAGAUUUCCUUGGCUAAAUGAUUGGAUAAAUUAAUCAGUUCAAAUUGCUAAAGACUUAGAAAAUCUUUAAAAGUAAGAUUCAAAAAAAAGAAAAAUCUGAGAACUAUCUUCCAAAU
This is a messenger RNA of Paramecium sonneborni, 935 nucleotides long. The record is from the annotation of a GenBank genome assembly. Lineage: Eukaryota; Ciliophora; Oligohymenophorea; Peniculida; Parameciidae.